This is a messenger RNA of Episyrphus balteatus (marmalade hoverfly), 606 nucleotides long. RefSeq names its product N-alpha-acetyltransferase 38, NatC auxiliary subunit (gene Sbat). Gene Ontology annotation, molecular function: RNA binding. The record is from RefSeq and is a predicted model, not a curated record. Lineage: Eukaryota; Metazoa; Arthropoda; Insecta; Diptera; Syrphidae. The coding region runs from base 184 to 531 and encodes 115 amino acids. Gene Ontology annotation, cellular component: NatC complex. The transcript is spliced from 2 exons.
AAUUCUGACGACUAGAUACUUUUUCUUAUGAAAAUAAACAAUUUUAUAAAUAAAUUCACAUUUUCGCAUAGACUUGAAUAAUUCAUCUCUAAUUUGUGCACAAUAAUGUUUUAAUUUUUAAAAAUUAUCAACAAUUUUUUCGUAUCAAAUCACAUAGAGUAAAAAAAAAAAACCCAAUCAAAUAUGAGUAGCACAAGUUCAGAAUAUAAUGCAGAACCCCUUCAAAGAGAACCAAUAGUUCAGCGUCCACGACCACCACCAGAAGCUCUAACCAAAGGCAGAGCAAACCUCCGCAAAUGGCUAGGCAAGACAUUCAGAGUAGUCAUAACCGACGGCCGGGUUCUAACCGGCUUCUUCAACUGCACCGACAAAGACGCAAAUGUUGUCCUAUCAAUGUGCACUGAAUAUUUGGAAGAAGGAAAAGAUGCACGAGUUCUGGGCAAUGUCAUGAUUCCAGGCAAGCACAUAGUCUCAAUAUCUGUGGAUAUGCCUGUCGACCCACCAAUGACUUCCCAAGAAUUGACACAAUGACUAGCACAUAAUUAAACUAUGUAUUUUCUUUUUUUUUUUGUAUUUAUUAAACAAUUUUUAACAAAAAAACUAUAA